Messenger RNA from Darwinula stevensoni, 808 nucleotides. Lineage: Eukaryota; Metazoa; Arthropoda; Ostracoda; Podocopida; Darwinulidae. The record is from the annotation of a GenBank genome assembly.
AUCUCUCAUAGGCCUUGGUCCUGUUUUAAAGGGGACAUUGUCUCAGAGUGUUGAAAAAUUAGAUUCUAAUCCAAUCAAGUGAAUAAAGAUGCCUCGACGAGCCAGGUCAUCGCCAGCUCCCCCACGAGCCGCUCCGAGACGUGCAUCUCCACCACCAGCUGCACGGGCAGCCCCACCCCCUCCACCCCCAUCCUAUGCUGCAUCUCAUCAUGCACCCGCUCACCCUCCGCCCUCGGCUCCAAUGCCCGCAAUGGCUCAACCUAGGCAGCCAGGACUCAUGGCCCAGAUGGCUACAACUGCAGGAGGUGUUGCCAUUGGAUCUGUUGUGGGUCAUGCACUGACAGGUGCAUUAAGUGGAGGUAGGUCAGAUGCUCCUGCUCAACAAGCACCAGUGUCAGACCUUCCAUCUCCCACUUAUGGAGGGAGCACUGGAACUGGGACUGGACCCUGCGCCUAUGAAUUGCGCCAAUUCCUGGAAUGUGCUCAGACCCAACAUGACUUGUCACUCUGUGAGGGAUUCAACGAGGCUCUGCGGCAGUGCAAAAUCGGCAACAAUAUGCAAGUUUGAGGUGCUCCACAUCAUAGCUCAUUCCCACAGUAGAUGUGAACAUUCUUUUAUUCUGUAAGUUUACCUCCUUUCUUUUUGUUACUCAUGUUUCUUCUAUUUUCUCUUUUGUAUCCUUUCCUUUGGUGUCACUUAUCAUGACAUUGCAAAGGCAAAUGGUUGACACUUCCCUUCAUAGUCAUUCAUGUAUUUCCAUUGAACACUUGAAAUAAAGCAGUUUGUGGUAGUUAUGAAAUAUGAAAA